This is a messenger RNA of Staurois parvus, 339 nucleotides long. The record is from the annotation of a GenBank genome assembly. NCBI's taxonomy places the organism in Eukaryota, Metazoa, Chordata, Amphibia, Anura, Ranidae.
AUGGCAGAGGUAGACGUGAAUGGGGGCAAUGCUGCCCUUACGACCUCCACGUCCCAGAGCUCCAACCCCCUGUCCAGGAAACUCAACAAGAUCUUGGAGACCCGGCUGGAUAAUGACAAGGAAAUGUUGGAAGCUCUUAAAUCCCUCUCUAUAUUUUUCACUGAGAACAGUUUGAGGAGUCGGAGAAACCUGAGAGGAGAUAUUGAACGACGGAGCUUAUCCAUAAAUGAAGAAUUUGUAGCUAUAUUUAAAAAGGUUAAAGAGGAACUGGAAAGUAUAAAUGAGGAUGUACAAGCAAUGAGCAACUGCUGCCAGGACAUGACCAGUCGGUUGAAGGUA